Messenger RNA from Polyodon spathula (Mississippi paddlefish), 1499 nucleotides. RefSeq lists its product as uncharacterized. The record is from RefSeq and is a predicted model, not a curated record. Bases 77 to 1153 code for a protein of 358 amino acids. The transcript has 10 exons. Lineage: Eukaryota; Metazoa; Chordata; Actinopteri; Acipenseriformes; Polyodontidae.
GGUUGUUUAAUAGACCCACAACCCACACGUCUGACACCAGUGCGCAAGUCUAACAUCUCCUUCAGUGAACAGCAAAAUGAAUUUGUACAAGUCCACAUCCUCUCUCUGCCUUGUUUUGACUGGUCUGCUCGGCAUGUCAGCGUCUCAAAAAAUCACUUUCUCGGGGAUACCUGGGAGAUUCUUUUUCGUCGAACUGAACUACACUUGGGGAGCGGCUAGACAGCACUGCAAGACGAGCUACCUGGACCUCGCUGAGCUUCCUCCCGCAGUCACAGAUCCCAAAAUGAAAUGGACAAAGGCUUGGAUCGGGCUGAGCCGCUCCGUGGACUCGCUGGACUGGCUGUGGGUCAGCGGGAAGACAGCUAACAUCACAGAAGCCGGGCUGGCAAAAGACGAGGAAUAUUAUCCAGACUGCAUGGCCCUCACCAGCCUAGGAAAGUGGGAAAAGACAGUGUGUGCAGAGCGGAAUAGCUUCAUCUGUACGGACAACGAAACCACUACCCCAGCAGUCUCUAGUAGACUUUCCUUCAUCGAGCUGAACUACACUUGGGGCAGGGCUAGACAACACUGCCAAACCAUCGGCCUGGACCUCGCUGAGCUUCCUCCCGCAGUCACAGAUCCCAAAAUGAAAUGGACGAAGGCUUGGAUCGGGCUGAGCCGCUCUGUGGACUCGCUGGACUGGCUGUGGGUCAGCGGGAAGACAGCUAACAUCACAGAAGCCGGGCUGGCAAAAGACGAGGAAUAUUAUCCAGACUGCAUGGCCCUCACCAGCCUAGGAAAGUGGGAAAAGACAGUGUGUGCAGAGCGGAAUAGCUUCAUCUGUACGGACAACGCUCGUUCCACUUUGCAGCCCAUGACCGACCAGAACUACAGUGGAAAUUACAGCAGCAAUGCAAAUGUGGGAGGAGUCACAGCAGAUCCCAAAGCAGUGGCCAAUCAGACUAAGGGAAUGAACGGGAACGGAACUCAGGAUGGGGGUGCAGGAGGAAAAACCGUGGCUCCGAUCCAAGGCGCCGUGGCUUCGAUGACAAACACGACUUCAAACGCCACCGUCCUUAACUUGCUCAACAAGGCUACCUGCGUGGCCUCCCCUGCCACAGGCUUGCUAACUGUGGCUGUGGUCUUCACGUCUUCCGUGGUCCAGUUUAGCUAAUUCAAGAUUCAAACCCUCAACACAGAGCAGAGGAUACGACUGCCGGCCAGCCACCGCUGCAAGCACUCUGAUUUUCGAUUUGUUCUAAUUGAUUUAUAGAUUAACAAGAUUGUUGAAUGAAUGAAUUAAAAACCAAAUAUAUACACAUGAAUGACCCGCUAACCAAUGCAAAAGAAACUGGAGUCAAACUGGAGCCUAGUGGAGAGGCUGUUUAAAAUGAAUAAUUUAUAAUGAACUGAUAAUGACUGAAGGCUUCACCCUGUAAAGAAGAAGAAGAAGAAGGAGGAGGAGGAGGAGAAAGUAUCAGAUAUUUGAAAAGCCUGUUUGAAAUGUCCUGCUCUUUUCU